This is a messenger RNA of Notechis scutatus (mainland tiger snake), 1148 nucleotides long. Lineage: Eukaryota; Metazoa; Chordata; Lepidosauria; Squamata; Elapidae. The record is from RefSeq and is a predicted model, not a curated record.
GGACUACCGUGCCUCCGCAGAAGCGGAGAGCACAAGCAUGCGUACGGCUGCGGUUUUGGGUUGGCUCCUACGGCUGUCUUGGGCGGCUCGGCAGGGCAGCGUUUCCGGCAGGAGAAAGGCAGCCACGCGGCUUGUGCAAGCCCGGCCGCUGAGCUGCCGCACCUAUUCAGGCGGAUUCAUGGCUGGGGAUCAGUAUGACACGGAGCAAAGGGGGCGCCUGCAUUCGGCCGAGUUUCGCCUCUACUUUAAGAACUCAAAGGGAAAAUACAUUUCCCCAUUCCAUGACAUCCCUCUGUUUGCUGAGCCAAAUGAGGAUGAGGAGGUUCUUGCAAAACGAUCAAAGAACAAUGGAAAUGAGAUUGUAUUUAAUAUGAUUGUAGAAGUGCCUCGUUGGACAAAUGCUAAAAUGGAGAUUGCCACCAAGGAGCCACUGAAUCCUAUUAAGCAAGAUAUAAAGAAAGGCAAGCUGCGAUACAUAGCAAACAUUUUCCCCCAUAAAGGCUACAUUUGGAACUAUGGAGCCCUCCCACAGGUAAUGUUUUGGGAUUUAAUGGGAAAAGAAAACUUUGGGUAUAAACGGGAUUUAGUCCAAAAUAUUGAUGAUGUCAGGAAGUUUUUCCCAGGUUACCUGGAAGCUACUGUUGACUGGUGCAGACUAUAUAAAGUUCCAGAUGGGAAGCCAGAAAAUAAGUUUGCUUUUAAUGACACAUUUAAAGACAAGGCAUUUGCUUUGGAAAUAAUCAAGUCCACCCAUGAAUCCUGGAAAGCUUUGGUUCACAAAAAGGCUGAUGGAGGAGCCAUAAAAUGCACCAACCUUCUGGUGGGCACUAGCCCUUAUUGCUGCAACGAAGAAGACAUCCAAUCUAUUGUGCAAAAUGCUCCAGCACUUGUGGAAGAGCCUUCUAUUUCCAGAGAAGUUGAUAGAUGGCAUUUUCUUGGAUAGUGAAGACUACUGUUCUCUGACAUCAUGUUACAAGAUUCUCUCUCAACUUCGUCUCUCUUUCCUGGGUCUCCACCCCAUCUUACAAUAUACCAUUUGGCACAUGUGCACACACACUUUGCUGAAGAUAUGGAAAUGAAGCCACUGAUGACUGGAAUCUAUUGCACUGUAGAUUUUUCUGUUCUGUAAAUAAAAUGGAUUUUUACAA